AUGUCUUUAGCCAGUUCCAUCUGCACCUACCUCCAUCAAACAAACUGCCCUGCCUUCCAUUCCCUUAUUGGUCUCAACCCCCUUAUUCUACACCUCCUGUAUAUUUCAUCUCACCCUGAUCAUUACCACACCCUUCCUCUCGAUCACACCCUGUCCAUCUCUCACAUUCUCCUCUUAGUUCUACUACCUGGUGGUUCCUUUUUUCUUUUUCAAGUCUCCUUUGAUCCACUCUUUCUUUUUUUUCUUUUAGUUCUUCUUACUCAUCCUUUCCUUCUUAAUUUUUAUAUUGCAUUCUUUACUGCAUUUUUUGUCCACCUACUUUCUCUCUCUUUCUCUCUCCCUUUGACAGUCUGUUCAUAUCUAUCUAUCUAUAUCACUCAUUUCCUCUAUCUUUCUUAUUACCUUUUUCCUUUAUUGUUUUAUUUUCUUCUUUGCUUAUUUUUUCUUCUUCCACAUCCUCUUCAAAUUUCUUUAUCAGCUUCAUCCAUCCAUUAUUUUUCUUAUUAUUUCUCUCUCUAUUUUCCUUGUUUUAUCUUCCUCCUCCUCCUCCUUUAUUUUUCUUCUUCUACAUGCUAUACUCUCUAUAUUUCAUUCAUAUUUCUCUAUUUUUCUCAUUCUCUCAUAUUUUUUUUACUCUUUUUACUUUAUUUCCUCAUUUUUUACUCUUCUUCUGCUUUUGCAAUUUCCCUCUCAUUUGAAUCUUGUUUCUUACCUUUUCUCUCCUCCUACCUCUUCUUUUUCUCCUCAUGUUUUCCUCCUCCAUUUACUCAUAAUAUGGACAGAAAAUAUCUAUCUAUCUAUCUAUCUAUCUAUCUAUCUAUCUAUCUGAUACGCACAUUGAUGGAAAAGAAGAUUUGUAUUUCUACUUUUGAGAAUACCCGCUAA
Molecule: messenger RNA, 885 nt
Organism: Acanthosepion pharaonis
Lineage: Eukaryota; Metazoa; Mollusca; Cephalopoda; Sepiida; Sepiidae
Source: the annotation of a GenBank genome assembly